Messenger RNA from Serpula lacrymans var. lacrymans S7.9, 440 nucleotides. RefSeq lists its product as uncharacterized. The record is from RefSeq and is a predicted model, not a curated record. The transcript is spliced from 2 exons. NCBI's taxonomy places the organism in Eukaryota, Fungi, Basidiomycota, Agaricomycetes, Boletales, Serpulaceae. Bases 20 to 400 code for a protein of 126 amino acids.
UUGCCUCAUCCUCUUAACUAUGAGCCGACCAAUCACUCGUGCCAAGAAUGCAAGCCAGCACCCUGGACAAGUUGUGUUGGACGCUCAGCCCAAGUGUCAGACACGAACCAAAGUAGCAGAAGAAAGAAAAAACAAAGCCCACAACAACGAGAUGACCGCACUUGCUAUCAGGCGGGCACUUUCAGCUGUGGAAAAAGAGGAAGACAAACAAGCAAGGGAAGACUUAGCAGCAGAAAAUCCAGUUCCACCUCCUUCUCAGCGCCAGCGUGCUCAGCCAAAGAUGGCAUCAAAGACUUCAGGACCUGGCAUUGCUCCCAGGCAUCAGAAAAGCAACCACAUGGUCAUUCCUGUCCACCCCACCAUCAUCUCAAGUUCAAUGCAGAAGCAGCCAAGCUAUUGAUAUUCCUGCCAGUGAGGAAGGCAUUGCAGAGACUCAUUGC